Rattus norvegicus (Norway rat) is the source of this 2486-nucleotide messenger RNA. RefSeq names its product Ly49 stimulatory receptor 8 (gene Ly49s8). Gene Ontology annotation, cellular component: plasma membrane; membrane. Gene Ontology annotation, molecular function: carbohydrate binding. The record is from RefSeq and is a predicted model, not a curated record. NCBI's taxonomy places the organism in Eukaryota, Metazoa, Chordata, Mammalia, Rodentia, Muridae.
GCCUCUUACAGUAUACAGACCAGGAGAGGUAAACAUUUCCCCAAUUGGGGGAUCCAUUCCUUCUACCAGCAUCACUUCAGUGUAGAGACCAAGGUAACAAUAACUGCACUAUUGUUUUCUACAAAAUGAUCAAAUAUAUUCCAGAAAAUUAUACAUAGUGUAACAUGAGAUUGGUAUUGAUGCGGGAAGCCCUGUUGGUUGUGUUAGAUCAUGUUAACUCUGGCAGCACGAGAAAAUUGUAAUUCUGCACUGGUGAUCUUCUUGUUGAGUAGGCUGGGAAUAAUUAUUUGUGUACUGUGAAAUUAAAGUAGAGGAAUCUAUGGAGUUCAUGAGUCUUUAACUGUGCUAAAUGUUUAUAUACUAUCCAUCUGAAAGAUGUGCUAAUAGGAUCCAGGUAAAAUGGUCAGCGUGUAAAUAUACUUUUACAGCAGCCUGACUGAAUACCUGAGUUUGAUUCCUAAAACUCACAUGUAGAGGGGUAAGAGAACUCACUUUGUAAAGUUGUUAUUUGCAACUUGGAUUGGGCACACCUAUCCCAAGAGCAAUAUUAAUAAAAAAAAUCGAAAAAUAAUUCUGUAAUUAAAGGAUUCUUUCUUUUGUUAAGGAAUAAGGCAAAAGAAGAAUCACUUCAGAAAACUUCAUACAUUAAAAAUCUAGAAAAGAAUGCAUGUGCAGCUUGUUUUUAUUGUCUUCUGGUUCUCAGCUGAGUUUUUAAUGUGAGGGAAAGGCCAGUUACAAAUGCUUACUGUUUACUAAUGCAUUAUGUUAUUGUUAUUUUUAUGUUAUAUGUGACAUGACUGUGUACAUGGAAUGAUUUUGGAUUGAAACUUAAUAUUGUAUCUUCUAUGCCUCUCUCUGUUGCUCCCACACCCCACCAAGCAAAGUCCCCUUUCUACUUUCCUGAUUGCUGCAGUUACUAAAAAUUACAAAGCAUUUCUGAAGACUUUGAAUCAGGAGCUCCUGAUGAGAUGGCCUGGAUUGGAUUAUCUGACUCAAUAGGAUCUUUUCUAGUUAAAUACAUUUACCAGGUCUAAGCAUGGAAAGGAAUGUGUACAUAGUGGCUGGGUAGAGAGGUUGGAGAUCUGAGCUGAUUGGGCCUCAACCCAAGAGAUAUUUAAGCGUCUUAGAUCACCUGCAGAAGUAUAUGGGGAACUCUGAGAGUCAUGUAUAUAUAUGUAUAUAUAUAAAGACUGUAAUAACAUUCAAUAUUAAUAUAUUUAUCAAAAUAUGCAAAUAAUUUCAAAGUAACAUUUUUAUUUAUUUCUAAGGCUUUGAUACUUUGUUAUUUGCAUAAUUUUUCAAUGUUUUUCACUGAUACCAAUUUUACCUAACAUUUCUAUGUGCUGAAUAAUUUGAACAAACAGGCUGUGUUAAUACCAGAAUGACUUAGUAGUAAAUUUUUAAUUCUUUUCAUAUUUACUAGAAAUUGUUGUUGCCAUUAGAAUUAUAAACCAUUUUAAUACAAGUCUGCAAAGGGAAAUCACCUCAAAUGGAAAUCGGGGUCAUUCCACGUCAGGAUGUUUGGAUCAUUAAGGGAAUUAGACAGACCCCACCUUUCCCAACCUUCGGUAUUACCAGUCCAUGUACCUUUUAAAGGUGGAUAUUUUAACAUUUUGUUAAAACACUCAGGAACAUAUUAUAAUAGAGAACAUACUCUACAUACUCCCAAGAUGAGUGAGCAGGAGGUCAUUUUCUCCACUGAGAGAUUUCAUAAGUCUUCAGGGUUACAGAACCAGGUGAGGCCUGAGGAGACUCAGCAGUCCAGAAAAGCUGGCCCCAGAGUGUGUUCAGUCCCCUGUCAGCUCAUUGUGAUAGCUCUUGUAGUCCUCUGUUCCCUUCGGCUGGUAAUCGUUGCUGUGUUGGUGACAAACAUUUUUCAGUAUACUCAAGAAAAACAUGAAUUGCAGGAAACUCUAAUCUACCACCACAAUUGCAGCGCCAUGCAAAGUGACAUUGACUUAAAUGAAGAAAUGCUGAGAAACAAGUCAAUAGACUGUAGUACAGGCAAUGAUCUUCUGGAGUCGCUGAACAGAGAACAGAACAGAUGGUACAGCAAAACCAAGGCUGUCGUAAAAUCCUCACAGCACACAGGCAGUGAAAUUGAAACAUACUGUUUCUGCUAUGGUAUAAAAUGUUAUUAUGUCAUCAAGGAUGGAAAAUCAUGGGAUGAAUGUAAACAGACCUGCCAGAAUUCCAGUUUAUUCCUCCUGAAGAUAGAUGAUGAGGACGAACGGAAGUUCCUUCAGCAAGAGCUUAUUCCAGACAAUUACUGGAUUGGAUUUUCAUAUGAUAAAGAAAAAAAGGAAUGGGCAUGGAUUGAAAAUGGACCAUCUAAACUUGCUUCAAACACAGUGAAAUUCAAUGAAAAGCUUGGAGGAUGUGUAUUUUUAUCUAAAACAAGACUAGACCAUGUUGACUGUAGAAAUUUAUACAGCUGUAUUUGUGGGAAGAGAUUGAAUAAAUUCCCAGAUUUACUCUUCAAUUAG